Exophiala spinifera is the source of this 1515-nucleotide messenger RNA. RefSeq lists its product as uncharacterized. Lineage: Eukaryota; Fungi; Ascomycota; Eurotiomycetes; Chaetothyriales; Herpotrichiellaceae. The transcript has a single exon. Gene Ontology annotation, cellular component: phagophore assembly site. Gene Ontology annotation, biological process: autophagosome assembly. The record is from RefSeq and is a predicted model, not a curated record. The coding region runs from base 1 to 1515 and encodes 504 amino acids.
AUGGCUCAGAUCGAGCACCACUUUACCGUCUUCAUCCGGCUGCCCUUCAACCGCGGCGACUUCAUUGAUCCACCACCCGUAGCAUGGUCGGCCACAAAGGAGAGUGCACUAUGGAACAUCAUAUCCCGACAAUCCAAAGGAAACGAGAUCGACUGGCGCUCCUUAUCUGAGCAAUUCGAAGUCAGCCAGUCAUUCCUCCUGCAACAAGCCGCGUGGCUCUACGAGCGCCAACUAUCUCAAGUUCGAGCACAAAUGCGACGAGUCGGUGGACGACAGUCUGCAACACCAUCUCCGGUCCCUGGCUCGGUGUCGGCAAGCAUGGUUGGUGGCCAGGCAAUGAAGCGAGCAGGGAGCGGCGGAUCACGUGUCCCGUCCAGGCUAUCAACACAGGCAGCAGGAAGUCCCAUUGCUACCGGAGGCGACAGCGUGCCUGGAACUCCCGGGGCGAAGGUCAGGACGUUUCUGCCAUUCAGAAGCGCUUCGAACCAAGGAGCCGGUCCUUCACAGCCACGCGUGCCACCAGGUAGUUCCCGACCAAUUUCGCGACAAUCGUUCAAAGACGACCCUCUAACUCAUACCUCACACUCACGCAGAGGAAGCAUGCAGCAUCAAGUCGUCCGAUCACCUGUGCCUCAGAGGACGCCACAACCACAGUCAUCUGAUUCGGAAGACGAAAUGACCCAAUCGCGCAUAGCAGCUCGUCGACCAAACCCCUCGGCGAUUCAUCGUCGAGCACUAUCUCAACGCCAGAGUCAACGCAUCUCGAGCGAGCAGGCUCAGCAAGCAGCCGCAGCGUCAGACGACGACAACGACGAUGAUGAAGAUGACGAGCCAUCUUUCCUUCCAUUUGCGACACCCAACUCAAACACAAACACGAACGAGGCCAAACCAAGCGGUGCGUCCUCGUCCCAACAAGAUCCCAGCGCGACUCUCCGGGGCAAUUUACAUGUUCAUACCCCAGGAUCCCCGGCAACUACCGGUCGUCCGAACGUGAUAAGACGCAUCACAAGCGAACGCGUGAGCUCACCGACCAUCGAACCACCGACGCCCAUAGCGCCCGCGCGCAAGCAAGACACGGCCUCCUCGACCUCCUCGUUGUCGUCGCCCACUAACAUGUCACGAGAGCCCAGUAGCAUGGCUGCACCCCAGCCACCACCGCCAGCAUCCGGCCAACAACAGUCCCAGUCAACCGCCACCAAUAACCCUCGAUUAGGCAACCCUUUGUCCCCGCCGCACCGUGCGCUGCUACAGUCGUCGCCGCGCCGUGGUCCCGGGUCCGACACGUCGCCAAGCAUGGGCUCCUCGUUCUCUGAUCUCGACGAUGCGAGCGUAACACAGAGUGCCCUCGAGGAAGCACUACUAAGCGGGAUGGGGAACACAACCAUGACCAUGCCCGGAGGUGGCGUGGCGGGCCGAGUAAGUGGGAUCAGCCAGGCUUUGCGGAGUAGGUACUUUGAGGCAAGGGGCGAAGGACAACGAGGUGGCGGUGGUAACAACGGAGUUAGUGAGCGCUAG